Chara braunii is the source of this 739-nucleotide messenger RNA. NCBI's taxonomy places the organism in Eukaryota, Viridiplantae, Streptophyta, Charophyceae, Charales, Characeae. The record is from the annotation of a GenBank genome assembly.
UCACGGGUGAGAGGAGGGAUCGUGAGGGGAGGUUGACAGAGAUGUUUGCGGACGCAGCAGGCUGGGUACGGAAGGGAGAUAGGUUGGAGCAUCCUGGUGCCGAGUCGUCGUGUGCUGCAGAUCGACGGGGCAGCACGAUGGUUGCACCGCCGUCACGACCGCCCACAGCAGGUGCGGCACAGCGAGAUGGUCAUCGACGUCCGAAAGGGCGAUCUUCCACACAUGCUUUGCCAGGUGCCCGACCACCCCCAGCAUCAUUGGAGGAUGACCCUGAUCCUGUCACUUUGCAGACGAGCCGUGGAGGUUGUAUUUCUACUGCACACAGGAUACUGGAUGAGGAGCAGCGAAAUCAGACAGGUACGAAACCGGGCAGUCGUCGAGCUGCUGGGGGCCGCAUGGAGGAUUCCGCGACAGAUGGGGUGCCCAUGCCUAGGGGUAGGAAGACAUACACAACUCUGACUGGCGUUUUGGGACGUUCUGCUGGAGCGGGUGUUGAGAGAGAGGCAGAGGCAGAGAGGGUGGCAGCCAGAGCAGUUGGCAGUCAUGUCGUGUUUGUGUCACAGCAUCCUAUGGAGGGAGAGGAGACGGCGGCGAAGGUGCCGCAAAGGCGGCGAGAGCGCAUCAUCGAUGAUGAUGACACAGACGACGGGCAGUGCGAUGCGCCGUAGACUAGGACUUCGAUUUCGCGCCGAUGAUGUUUAUAUGUACCUUUCUUCAUUUAGAGUUUCACGGGUUUCGU